AUCUAUCUAUCUAGCAAGGAGAGUCGGAUCAUUUAUUCCUGGACCAUUCCUGGCAUAGAGCAGUAGCGGUGAUGCUUGUAGAGGCAUCUGCCUUACGACUACCCAACAGACCAGGGGGAAUCUCUCAUGAAGCAUUCAAGGAAGGUGGAGGGCUACUGCAACAGGUGACAUUGAUUGCAACUUCGUCAUACAGCCGUUUAAUGCAACAGAACCAUGAGCAAGUCUUUGCUGAUUGGCUAUGGGAUAUGAUGCUACUGCUUCAUCUGCAUGAUUAUGACCUUCCCAUGCCUGUUAUGGGAUUCAGGAGUCGAAGCCAAGCUAUGCAAAAAAGAGGAACAUCAGAAGGAGACACAGGGUUUGCAGGACGAACAAAAGCCUUGUCAUCACUCGAACCACUUGAUCUCUACACUGACAAGACACUUGUUAAUAUCGUUAAUGCCAUCAAAGCAAGUGGUCCGCUGGCUUGUUAUGUUGCUGUUUCCAUGACAAUCAUUGGUUCAAACCCUGACCUGUUUGUCAGUGAUGGUCUUAACCACCUUACUAUCAUCCUGAAUGAAAAGUGCUUUGAUGCCGUGUUACGAAUUGUGUACAAUGUUACCCCCAUGUUUUUCUCUUGUCCAGACAAGUUGGUGGAGGAAAACAGGUUCACCAAGAUUCUCCAUCGUCUUUGUCAGCUAGACGGAGAAAGUGCUUAUUAUGCCGAAAAACUCUUGCUUUAUCCAACAGCUGGCGAGUACAGUGGAAGGCUUUCAGGCAUUAUACAAAGCCACAUUGACAAGUCUCAUUUUCAUCGUGAUUCUCCUUGUCCAUUAAGUGCUGCAGAGUUCUGGAUGAAAGCCUUAUGUUCUUUGCCUAACUGGUAUAAAGAUGGAUGCAUUCAGUAUUUACUUGACGGUCUCAUGAAGGCAGCAUUCAAGAUUGAUGGUGGUCUUGAUGCGACCCAGGCCCAGCUCAUUGAUGCCUACAAGACAGUCCUCAAAGAGACUGGUAACCCGGGUCUUUUUGCAUCUAUUCUCUCAUUGGUCAGUUUGAGUUCCACAGGGCCCCCACUACUCUGGGACAUCAAGUCGUCACCUGACUACAGUUAUUAUGCAUUCUGUKUGCUGUCGAUGGAAGACCAGAUGGAGGAGAACUCAGGUCUAAGGGUUGAACUUACUAAAGUACUUCUCAAUAAACAAGACAUCAAUAUUGACUAUGCUCUUAGGAAAGUUACCAAGGUGAUGAAGCUAGGUUCCACUCCCCAGACGUACAAUCUCAGUAUCUAUCGGUGGGCCAACCAGACUCUCAACACUGCCAUGGAUCAUCCCAUUUUGCCUUUGAUUUGGCAAAGGUUUUUUAGAUUAUACCUUUCAAGGCCAUCUUCACAACCUGGCUUGCCUCAGCGUGAAGGUGUUGGAUACCGAUUCUUUGAAAGUCAAGCAGACGUGUCUUUACAAAAGAGAAUGAAGCAGCGCCUACAAACUAUCGCUGAACACCACCGGUCUAUGACGUCACAGACACGUGUCGACCAAGACUCAGUGGGGGAGGGUGAUCAAGAAAUUGACAAGCAAUUUGAAGAGACAAAGGCUUUUCAUGAAAAGCUCUCCUCGUUUUAUGAAGUACUCGCUCUUUGGUUGGAUGAGCCUCGACUGCAUGAUCCAAAUCUCUACUUACUCUCUCUACCCCCACUAUACGACCCUCAGAGAUUGGAAUUGGUGUUAAAAGGAAGUCAGGAUCCAUGGCUGGACUUGAUCCACAUGAGAAAGAUUGACUGGGAAUUGACAGAAACGGUUGGAAAGUGGAUGAAACACGUAUAUGGGAAUCAAAACAAGAAGACGAUUACUUUAUCUAGACAAAUCAGCUCAUCCUCACCAGAUACAGCCACAGGAAGAAUAAUCAAACGAAUGAGAACACACCAACCACCACUCCCCCCUCCCCCCGUGGUCAUGAUGGAAUCUCCUCUCCCUCCCUUUGAUGAAAAAUUCUUGACAAACAAACAGAAGGUUAUCAACAAAGUUUUUGACUGUCUGCAGAAACUACUAGCACAUGCCAAGCAGUUCUGUAGGGAUGCAGAUCACCAUGUUGCCUUGGAUGAAGACUAUGUAGACCUCAUUCCAAGAUUGAAAACCAAUCAAAUGACUAGGCUGGUGAAGCAGGUUCCAUGUCGUAGUAAAUUCAAAGCGAGUGACGUAUGUUCUGGACCAGCAACCAUCACACUACAGUUCAUGUCAAGAUUCGACCAUCAUGUUGUUGACAACAGAAUCCAUGAAAACCGAGAAGAAUACGACAAGACGGUCAAGAAUUUUCUCCAGGCUUUUCCAAUGGAUGUUUGCUCUGCUUCUGGUUACGUUGAACGAAUUAUCGCAUGCUUGGUUAAAAAGGCACAGGUAACCCAAGAGCGAAGAAUCAAAGGAAUUUAUCCUGAACAACGCCAGUCAGACAGAGCAGCUUCUCGCAGCCAUUCUUGAACACACGUCCAUCACCAUGUUGCUCGUACCGUACUUCUGUCCUAUCGAUAACCCAGAGAAAUUUACCACCAUGUAUCAUGAAGUCAUGCAGAUUACUGACAGGGACUUGGCCUUUUCCUUGCUGACCAAGUUUGAUUUGGAAAAGUGGCUCUCUUCACCAAACAGCUCGUUCAUGGAACGUUCACGUCUGACCUCUGCGGUAUUUACAGCCCUUAAAUCACUGGGAUUAGAACCAGACCCCCAAGUUAAAGCAAUAAGCGAGGUCUAUCUCCGACAUAUGUCGUUAGUUCUGAUGUAUAAUUUCCCUGAACAAUACAGCGGCACACUACAAAACCUGUGUGAAGGUUCCAGCAGUCGCAGUCUAUCACUUGAUGUCUGGGAAAGAUUCCUGUUUUGUAUUGGAUGCGUUCCUGUCCAAGAUGGUGGUCAGCCUUCACAAUCACCCGCGCAUGCGCCAGUAUUGGCAGAUGAACAGGUUAUGGAAACACUUGUCUGGCUUACCAAAUACUUCACCAAUCAGCGUGCAGAACUGGGUGGUCACGUGACCGGUGGUCUUUACACCUUGUGGCGUCCAUACAUCAAGCAACUGUCUUUUCUUCUCGGGUUUAUGUGUCAAAAGAUCGUGGUUUGUUCGGCUCGACGGAUGACCGACGCAACAGGCGGAAUGGAAAGAUAUUGGAGGUUGAUAUGUGAAGCCUUUGAACCAUGGAUUUGUUCACAAGACAGUCCUGUCCAGGGUAAUCCACCAGUGGCUCCUUGGAACGAGACAGAAGUGCCGCAGGCAUCAGACAUGGUAGCACUGUUCGCUGACACCAUAUCCUGCCUUAAUACAUAUUUCCCAAGUGAUCACAGCGGUUCCAGCAUGAUGAACCUGUUCUGGUCAUUCUUCGUGACGUCACUAGUCAAGCCCGGUAUCCCGGAUUAUGUUCGUCGUGUUUAUCACUCGAAGUUUUUCUGUCUUCCUUGGAACCACUUCUACCCGACACCAUCCAACAUUGAUCUCAUGCUAGAGCUUUUCCAACAUGACCAAUCUACAGCAGACGCACUCGCAGUUGACGGAUCCAUUACUUCUCUUAACCUCCACAAGACCUGUAAGACGAGCUUCCAGUUCUUAGGAUGUGUCUUCCCUCUUAUUGAAUGGAGUAACGUCAUCGCAGCAUACUGCGAAAGCCAAUCCCCUCGGAACCUGAGUAGAUUUUUGACGUCUUUGUUUCAUCUGCUCAUCAUGUUGACCAAUGAGAGGAGCAUCGUGGAAGUACAGGGUUCAGAGCUGCCGGCAUUUCUGGAAAAAGCGCAUUACUUUCCUUGGGAGCACAUCGAUACCAGGUCAUUUGAUCAAAUAGUUUCUUGGCAAGUUGAACAUUGUAAUGCAGAACUGAUAUUACAGCGGAAUUCUACAAUAUGGCAUGCAGUCAGAUUAAUAAGAGCCGCGUCAGGAAUCUUAGUCACAGAAUCAGGAACCAUGCAGGAAACAAAACUGGACGCUAUUCCUAAACGAGCGUGCUACAUAAGUGGUAUCGUCAAUCUAUUGGUUAAGUGCUCGUCCAAUCCGAACCUCGCUCCAGACCUCUAUCCUCCCGUGGUUAUGUUCAUGCUCACUGACAUUGAAAGUGUCGCAGGCUCAGGCGUCGAUCCUUCCAGCACAGAAUCCGAGGUCUGUCUUCUGCUAUCCGAGACGUUAAACCUUCUAAAUAAUUGUUCACCUGUGAACCACGUGACAUCGCAUGUACUCAACUUUAUUCUCAGUUACUUGAGAUCAACGACAUCAUUAAUGUUCAUCCUAGCUUCGAUACCAGCCUCUUGUCGUGCGCUCGCCAAUAUCGGUUUUAUGGUGUCGGUACUGGAGACUGGAAUCGAGGAAGUUUUUGCCAGGCAUUCCCCGCAGACCGAGGGGACUGGGACACGCGCGGACGUGGGCUGGAGCCAAAUCGUUCCUGGUUUUUCUGUUCCUGAGCUUUCACAAGAUUCUUUUAUUAAUGAGUGUCUUCACCAGUCAUCCAUGUUGACUCUCUACACAUAUGUACUUUUGAGGUUGUCUCAAUGUCAAACUGCAGUCCAAGAAAUGGCAGUGCUAUCAGACCUCGUUAACUGGUGCGGGCGUUUGAAAAUCAAGAAAGAGAAUGAAUAUAAAAUAACUCUCUUCUGGCAUAAGAUCCUACAGCUCUGCAUUCGACAAGCAGAUUUCUCUGGAUCUCCACUCAAUGAAGUUGCCAAGCAACUGUCGUUCUUAGCAACGAACUUACAUCAGUUAGGAGAAGAUAAAGAUUCAUCAGGACUAUUGGGUGCAAUAGGCUUUGGCAAGAAGUCUUCUUACUCCGUCAAUUUCAGAUUUUUUGCUCGAUUACUUGAAGCCUUCAUUCUUGCCCAGCUUCCCUCCAACGCUCUGUUGAGACUGGACCCCAAAGCACCGGGAUAUGUUCGAGAACCAAGCAGGGUUAGUAUUUACUACGCAUGCGUUCGAGAACCAAGCAGGAGCAAACAACGUAACGAAAGUGGCAGAGUCAUUUCAUCGACGAACGAAGCAGAAUUAGCUUUAGCUACACUGGAAGCUCUUCGACAUAACAAGCAAUACACCAUGCUUUCUAGUCUAAUAAUGGACAUGCAUGCAUUUAUUGCUAAUCCAAUGCAUUCAUUAAGAGAUGGACCAUCAAUGGUCAGUAAAUUAGCAUUACGAUUAUAUCCUGGUCGCUCUGCACUGCAAAUAAUGAACUAGACACAUCAAUCAUUAACCAAUUGAUUUUACAAAUGUACUGUAUUGAAGAAAUAGAAAACACACACGUAUGCUGUAUGCAGUAUCAAGCAAGGAUUGGUAGGACACGAGAGAAGUGUUAGAAGAACGAUGGAAAACCUGCUUUGCGAAGAGAUGCUCUAUCAGUGGUCAGUAGUAGUACAAAUCUAGUACAGUAGUAAUCUARAUGGCCAAUAGAUGUUAGUCCCCUAUUCAGUCCCUAUUUAGUCCCCUAACAUUCCCACAAUGCAUUGCAAUGUGAACUUGACUCAGUUUUCUAUUUAACCAUAUCUUUCCUCAUUGUUCUCUACAAGAACUAUGAAGAUUAUCUAGAGAUCCUCAGAGAUUGGAUUAAACAGCUUUAUCCUUGCUCCAUGCAGUAAUACAGCACUUAGAAAGCAUCAAAAGCACUUGAAUUGAGAAGCAAGCAACACCUUCUGCUCUCUUUACACUCAUUUCAUGCUUUCGUAACCUGCUGCAGCUUGUAUUACUGAAUGGAAAUAGUAAAAAGUAGUUUUAUUUCUUAAGUAACCACAACCAUCAUCAACUAUAGGAUCUCAAAAGGCAGUGAAUGUUAAAGGACCAAUCCCCACCAGCCACAAAAAGAGAAACUAUCCAUGGUCAAUAGAUUAGCAGAACAUAUAAAUGAAUGAUUAAAUGAAAUGACAUAAAUUUUCAGUUUAAGAAUCGAUUCCACUGCGCAUGCGAUUUUAACCCGAAUUUCUCAACUUCUUUUGUUUAAUUAAGA
Messenger RNA from Actinia tenebrosa (Australian red waratah sea anemone), 5923 nucleotides. Its product is annotated as ectopic P granules protein 5 homolog. NCBI's taxonomy places the organism in Eukaryota, Metazoa, Cnidaria, Anthozoa, Actiniaria, Actiniidae. The record is from RefSeq and is a predicted model, not a curated record. Gene Ontology annotation, cellular component: cytoplasm. Gene Ontology annotation, biological process: autophagosome maturation.